UCCGGCAGCUGAGGAAGUGGACUUGAUAUGGGACGAGGCGACAGUGUCGACGCAGGUGACAUCCCAUGCCAGACACAUACCACGUUUCCAGGCAAAGGUCGUGCAUCCGUCUGGGCGACGGACGUAUGGGAUGUGCCACGAGGUUCUAGUUUUGCUGGAAUGCCCGCCGAAACCAAUGAUCGGCACACAAUGCUGUUCAAAGCACCGUGCCGUGCAUGUCUCCCGGCCGAAAACGAGCAUGACAGUCCAUGGUGGCCGUAUACAUCUACAGGCUUGCGGCAUUUGGCACAUGCGUGUGCUUCACAUAUGACUACGCCCAGCCUGAGUCCGGCCGAUAUCUUGAGGGUGUCGUCAUCUAAGAGAUUUCCGAUGUGCGCCGACGGCAAAGCAUUUAGCCAGAUACCUGCUUCCGGUUUCGACUGGGCAAGGAGGCGGGCUCGGUUGAUUUCAUCGUCCCGGAAGAGUUCCAGCAGUGUCGACAGCGACAUGUUGCAGAGCGGUACAUCCCAUGCGCGCUGCGACUUCAAGUAGAUGGAUUCCGGGAGUUCUGCCUGACCACUUUUUACUUUCCACAAUUCCUUUGCGUUAGUGGCGUCCACGGCCGCGUGAUUGGGAAGCAGCAGCGACACGAGUCCGGAAGCGGAAUGAAUCUAUUUGUAAGUACUAUUUGUAAGAACUAAUAAUUAUAUUGAUCGUGAGAAGAGACCUUUUCACUGCCAAUGGAGAAUGGACGUGCAUGCAUCGUGGAUGGAACGGACCGGAGAAAUGGGAAUCCGUAAGCUUCGUUAAUGAUCUUACAGUUUUUAAACAUAUUACUUAAAUUUCGCUGCCCAUUAACUGUUAGAUGCUUGUUAAGAGAGUAGAGACGUAAAAGUUUUAUCCUACAAAUAACAGUUGUAACAGAUCUAGACUGUACCAAAAACACUUUUGUCAUGUUUUCCGGUCGUGUCCGGUCCAGGAAAGCGCUCAUGAAACACGGGCGUUAACGUUCCUUGUUGGAAAACUGAACUCUUCAAAAUGUGGCCGGGACGAAGUUACGUGCAGUUUAUGCUUCGAAAAGAGUCAGCCAAGCAUGCGUUUUGGACACAUUCCGCGGCGAAUCUGGUUGGAACAGCGGUGCUGUCGAUGUAUGUAGCAGCUAAGGUGGGACGAACAUUUUGACUAUGCACUGCGGAAAGUGAAUUUAAUACGGCGUCGCAAUGACAAAGGCAGCGAAGGAAGACCUGGACAUGUCACAGCGUAGGAGUCUUUAUCACGCCUGCGUGCAACCACAUUUCGACUACGGGUCGGAUAUGUGGUCACCAGGAUCUUCGACUCUGCGCGACAAGCUGACCAGAGCCCAACGGAAAGCGCUGCAGGCCAUUACUAAUUACAGGGAGUGGGUAACCCCGAGCUGUAUCAGCAAUUGCGCAUCCUGCCGCCAUUUGACCGUUGGGAACAAUCGGAAGCCGUCUCAUUAUACAAGAUCUACAACCAUGCAACAUCUUGAAAAGCCACACCGCUUCGCUCUGCUUCCAUCGUUGGAGGAUGGGAAUGAUUCCCAGUUCCUGGUACAAGGUCGCCUGAAUGGGCCUUUGUAUCCAGUCAUGGCUCGCAGUGCUUUGCGCUGUAGUUCAGCCAGUCCUUCCUUCAGUGCCACAGACGCCGGAUCUGGCAGUUACUGAAUUCGGAAGGUCAAAGUAUUGCUGGACCACCUUGCUCACCAAUUCCGUAAACUGUACGCCUCCGUCAAAAUCGUGUUACGUGACCUGAUAGCGGAAAUGUCAACCUCUACAACUACCAUCUCAUCGUCUCAAGAGGAAACCCGGGAGGUUGUGGUCAUCCGACCACUAAAGGUGGUGGCAUUCAUCUGUGGACUGUCAGUGUUGGUGCUGAUGAUUAUUUGUGUGGCGGCCAGCACCUGGCUGGAUUCCGAGGGAUUUCAUCAGGGACUGUGGUAUUACUGUGUACAGGAGAAAUACGAAAGUCCACUUCCGCCUGGAAUACCGGAAACCAUUGGCUGUUACACUUCGCCCAACCGAGAUUACAUGCUGGCUACCGGAAUAUUAUGCGCGAUUACAAUAGUCUGGGAUUUUGUAGCCACAUUCCUGCUUGCGGUGGCACUCUGCACCAAAAAGAUUGGCCGAAAAAUAACCCUGUAUCGAUCGGCUAAAAUUUGCUUUUUCUUUGCGCUGAUAUGCUGCGUAGCGGGAUUGGUUUUAUUUGCGGUGAAAUUUGCCUUAGAAUUCCGCCUAUGGGGACGAAGAACGUUUGAGUUCGGAUGGGCGUUUGGGAUGGGAUGGGGCGCGGUGGUCUUCCUAUUCGGCGCACUACUGCUGCUGUGCUGUGAUCGUGAAACCGACACCGUGUAUUAUGCUGAGAAAACGAUGGAUUCAGGUUAAGAAAAUUUGCGACAACAACGCUGUGCACAAUUGCCACGGCCAAGUGAUCACUCGCUCCUCUGGAAAUAGACGCGCCGAAAUGAUUGAACAUGGACCGAAUUGAAAAGACACACUCGUCCCGGGGCAACGGCACUGUGUGCGUGUGUGCACGUUACGCGUUAGCACGAAGGAAGUCGUAUCCUUAUGAUGUGCUUCCUGUUGGGAGUGUAUAUUAUUCCCAUUGUGCAGCCCUAAGCCAAGGCAAUCAGCCUUUGCAGUUGGGCCUCUUACAUAAUCGCAUUCGUUGCUGGCUUCUCCCGUUGACGCAUUUGCCCGUUUUGAUCUCCAGCAUGUGCUUGCUGGAUUAUUUCCUAUGUUUCUGGAUGGGUUGCUGAUGGCAUUUCUCGCGGAUUGGGGACAGGGCAGAUGUGCAAAUAGCUUUUCCAACAGUAUUAUCUGUGUUUCGAAGAUUAUCGGCCAGAUUAUUAUUAUACGUGUUUUACAGAAUGGUUUAUUGGUGUUGCGUCCGGCAGAUAACGGCUAAUCUGUAUGUACAGUGUUAAUUACUGCAUUCAGUUUGAUUUUAUGUGCAGUUAAGAUUGUUUUUGUGCAUUCUUCUUCUCCCAGCAAACGAUCCCGGCGAUCAGUUUAGUAUCAUGUACAUGGCUGUUUUGUUCUCCCAUGCUGCAGAUACAUGAAACUGGCUAUUCCGACAUUUUGCGAGCUGUGAUUAAUAAAAGUUA
Paramacrobiotus metropolitanus is the source of this 3103-nucleotide messenger RNA. Its product is annotated as transmembrane protein 47-like. The coding region runs from base 1761 to 2381 and encodes 206 amino acids. NCBI's taxonomy places the organism in Eukaryota, Metazoa, Tardigrada, Eutardigrada, Parachela, Macrobiotidae. Gene Ontology annotation, biological process: cell-cell adhesion. The transcript has 8 exons. The record is from RefSeq and is a predicted model, not a curated record. Gene Ontology annotation, cellular component: membrane; cell-cell junction.